Molecule: messenger RNA, 945 nt
Organism: Closterium sp. Naga37s-1
Lineage: Eukaryota; Viridiplantae; Streptophyta; Zygnematophyceae; Desmidiales; Closteriaceae
Source: the annotation of a GenBank genome assembly
AUGAGCGGCAUGGGCGGCAAGAGCAGCACGGGCAAAAGCACGUGGAAGUGGGUACCCUUCCCGUGUGCCCCGCCAGAGACUCCAGUGGGUGAGUGGAUCUCGUCCCUCACCCGGCGCGGUAUCCGGGAGAUCUCGAUCGCGGGGGACUCGCACCACCGCAUGCUUGCGACGCACCUCUUCUACUUGCUGACGGGCGAGGCGGAGCUGCGGCACUGGAUCGGCAAGCACGACCUGGCGUUUGUGGCGCGCAACGAGAGGAACGAGACGCUAAGGAUCAACUACUACUGGGUGGAUGGCAUCUACCGCAACGACGAGUUCGGAUGCACUCCAGCAGUUUCAGCUUGGACGUUACUCCCCUGUGCUCCCCUUCAACCCCCUUCCCCUUGCCCCUCUGGUCCCACCAGUCCCCCGGAGGAGCCGUCCCACAACACUGCUACUUCUCAGCACUGCUGUACCGAGGGGCUUUCUCAAAUCACUACGACGUACCGAGGGGCUUUCUCACAUCACUACGACGUCUUCCCCAACAUCUCCCGCUCCAGUGACGUCAUCAUCAUCAACAGCGGCUACUGGGCCGGCAGGCGUUCACCCAAUGGCGGGGGCAGCAGCAGCAUUGCGAGCCGCUUCUACGAAGGCCCCGCCACCAACCUCUUUCUCUCCGCUGCUAACCGCCUGACCAAACACCUGGCUGACCAGAUCAACGCAGGCAGCAACGCUGUGCCUGCUGCUGGUCCUGGUAAGGAUGACGGUUUUGUCCCCCGUAUAGAGUUUUUCGACAGCUGGCAAGUGGAGGCGCCGCGGUUUAUGGAUGUGUGCCCGCAUGAUCAUCAUUACCACUGCUACGGGUCGGUCAGGCGGGGGAAGGUGGUGAUGAGAGGUGGCGUUGGGGAGGCUGUUGUGAGGUCCUUGAUUCAUUACAUAGAGCAUGGGGGAAAUGAACGGCACUAA